AUGGCGCCCAUGACCGUUGAAGAGCUGCAGAAGCACCCGGAGUUCGACCACACUAUCUGGAAACUCACACCAGACCAGGAAGGGACAGUAGCUGUGGCGAAGAGCCGAGGUGGCCCCGUCAACAUCUCCUACGAGGUCCACGGCCAUGGCGACCGCAAGAUUGUGUGGAUCAUGGGUCUUGGCGGCAUGAAGUAUGGCUGGCAGAGACAGACGAAAGACUUUGGACACACCCAAGCAGACAAGUACUCAUGUCUGGUGUACGACAACCGUGGUAUUGGCUCGUCAGAUAAGCCCCGGGCGCGGUACUCAACGUCUGAAAUGGCCCACGAUGUCAUCGAGGUCAUAGACCAUCUCGGAUGGUCAGGCACGCGCCAGCUGCAUAUCAUUGGCAUCAGCAUGGGCGGUAUGAUUGCACAGGAAGUGGCAAUGCUGAUCCCCAACCGGAUCUGCACACUCUCCCUCGUCUCCACCGCCGCCGGCGUCUUCCGCACCAACGGCUUCAUCGAGAACCUGUACAACCGCGCCGGCCUAUUCAUCCCGAAGUCAGUGGACUCGCAAAUCGACGGCGUGAAGAAGAACCUGUACUCGCCCGCCUGGCUCGACGCGCCCGACACCCUCGAUCCCGUCGUGCAGUCGUUUCCCACAAACGGCGACCGCUUCGCCGCAAGCGAGCUCUGGAAGCGGCAGCACCCGGAGUUCUUCGCCAAGCCGGGCUUCCUCCUGCAGCUCGUUGCGGCCGGCUGGCACUACAAGUCGCCCGAGCAGCUGCAGCAGAUCGCCCAGACCGUGGGCAAGAACCGCAUCAUGGUCGUGCACGGCACGCAGGACCGAAUGAUUACAUUUCCGCACGGCGUUGUGCUGUGGCGCGGGCUGGAGAAGGGGCAGGGCAAGACGGGGAAGGAGAACUGGCUUGGUGUGGAGGACGAGGCGGAUGUGUGGGAGGAGGGCGAGGUCGAGAAGCACUUUGUCAAGGGGCAGGGGCACGUGCUGCCUGUGGAGAUGCGGGCGGAGUUCCAGGGCUGGGUGGAGGCGCUGAUUGAUAGAGGGCUUGCGCUCAACCAGAAGGAGCAGAUAUGA
Messenger RNA from Boeremia exigua, 1077 nucleotides. RefSeq names its product alpha/beta hydrolase-like protein. The coding region runs from base 1 to 1077 and encodes 358 amino acids. Lineage: Eukaryota; Fungi; Ascomycota; Dothideomycetes; Pleosporales; Didymellaceae. The transcript has 3 exons. The record is from RefSeq and is a predicted model, not a curated record.